Molecule: messenger RNA, 723 nt
Organism: Pelodiscus sinensis (Chinese soft-shelled turtle)
Lineage: Eukaryota; Metazoa; Chordata; Testudines; Trionychidae
Source: RefSeq, a predicted model, not a curated record
AUGCAGAUCCAGGUCUUGCUCCUGCUCUCCAGGGCCUUUCUCCUACUCUCUGGGGCUUGGGCAGGUGAGAUCAUCGGGGGGCAUGAAGCCAAGCCCCACUCCAGGCCCUACAUGGCCUAUCUGCAAUCACAAGAAGGAGCCAAUUACAGUGGCUGUGGCGGGUUCCUGGUGUCGGAGAACUUUGUGCUGACGGCCGCUCACUGCCAGGGAGACAGCAUCACUGUCGUCCUGGGAGCCCACAACAUCGAGCAACGGGAACCGAGGCAGCAAGUGAUCCGAGUGCGACGGCAGAUCCCCCACCCACAGUACAACAGGGAGACUUUAAAAAAUGACAUCAUGCUGCUGCAGCUGCAGCGCAAAGUACGGCGGGAUGGAUAUGUCAAUGUCAUCUCCCUGCCCUCAGCCAACCAGCGAGUGCCUCCCGAGUCCCAUUGCAGUGUCGCCGGCUGGGGCCGCACACAUGCAGACAGUGAGUGGGUCUCCGACACGCUCCAAGAGGUGGAGCUGGACGUGGUGGAGGAUGAGUUGUGUGAGGAGUACCACCACUAUAACGCCACCACCAUGAUGUGUGGGGGAGACCCAGAGGAGGGCAAAAGUUCAUUCCAGGGCGACUCUGGGGGGCCCCUGGUGUGUGGGAAAACAGCCCAGGGCCUCGUCUCUAGAGGAUCUGAUGAUGGAACCCCCCCAGCAGUGUACACCCGGAAGACCAUGAGGAGGCCAUGA